AUGGGCUGCACAUCGAGCAAACCAAAACGCACGAAAAGUUUAGAAGACGUGAAAGGACAAGCAGCGCAAAACGGUCAGAUCACGAAAGAAGACACGUCAGCAAAGAAGCCAACAACCGACAAGAACUCAACGGACCCCAUUCAAAUUCCUGGAGCCAACAAAUCCUUCCAGGCCCCAGACGGAAUCCCCUUCAUUGAUGAAGACGUCGACGAAGAUGACGCCAAGCUGAGGACAGGCGUUCGAGAAAACAGCAAAAAGCUGACGGACGACGUGAACAUCAGGACAGAAAGCAGUGCCUUCAUCGUCAACGGCAACAGUGGCGUGAGAGUCAGCGCGUCCAGUAGCGACAGAAAUGCAGCGGGGGAUGUCGGGGAGGUCGUGGUCAACGAGAAGGGGGUGCACGUUGUAGGGCAUGAUGGAAGUAUCAUGCCCAUCAAGAAAGGACCUGCCCCAUCGCCCAUAACAGAUGAACAGACGCAAAAACGGAAAGAUGUAGCCUACUUCAUAAUAGUGCACCUCGUGUGUUAA
Messenger RNA from Helobdella robusta, 528 nucleotides. RefSeq lists its product as hypothetical. The coding region runs from base 1 to 528 and encodes 175 amino acids. The transcript is spliced from 3 exons. Lineage: Eukaryota; Metazoa; Annelida; Clitellata; Rhynchobdellida; Glossiphoniidae. The record is from RefSeq and is a predicted model, not a curated record.